Molecule: messenger RNA, 5100 nt
Organism: Porites evermanni
Lineage: Eukaryota; Metazoa; Cnidaria; Anthozoa; Scleractinia; Poritidae
Source: the annotation of a GenBank genome assembly
AUGUUUGCGAUUGCUGUAUUAGUCCUUUUCAUUCACUCCGUUGUGAGCUGCGAGGAACCAAGAUGCAAUGGAACGUCCUCGUUACCAAACACCCGGUUACUGGGACAUGUGUUUCUCGUAAAAGGGACCGACAACAUGGUAGGCUGCAUAAACAUCUGCGACAAACAAACACAGUGUCGAAGUAUAAACUUUGACUGGGUUAACUUUCUCUGCGAGUUAAACAAAGCCGAUGUCCAUAUUGCUCCCCAAAGUCUUAUUCCAGCCAAAGGAUAUGUGUACUUGGAUAAUCCAUGGCCAAAAAUCCAAUUGGUGAGUCACUGGAAAGUUUUAUUUUGAAAUAUUCAUAAAUGACUAUUUUUUGUUUUUUUAAAUAGACCAUUGGGGCACUAACUUUUAAAAGCUAAACAACCUUAGCGUGUUUUCGUAAGUUCGCAUCGGGUUAUUCUUAUGGUCGAUUUCUACGGACGACUCUCUAAUGGAAUUGGCAUGUUUUACUUUUGGUGACUUACAUAACACGAGAACGUGAUUGUUCCCAUCAUCCCCUCAUUCGGGCCUCUCACUGUUUGUGAUGCCCGCUCACCCUCGGAGAGGCGCCCUAAAUAAGCCUCUUCGUAGCUGAUAUAUGCCCACUCUGAAUAAAAUCCAAGAGGGAAAUUUCUUUUCUUAAGUAACCAUGUUACCGUUUACAAGAGAAAUAAUGGCACAACAUCUACGAAGCUCCAUUAUCAGUACGCUAUUCGUUUUCGAUGCUUUACUAGUUAUGCUUCCGUCUCUCACUCUCUUCAUCAGUUCUCCUUCACUACACCCCACUUUUAACUAUAAAGCACCUACUGAUCAAACAUUCAUGCGCUACUCCCACUGGCUUGAAUCCGUGCGGCCCAUUGUCCUGGUUUUGAAAGUGUUUUAGGGGUAGCCUGGGGCAAGGGUCUAUAGGGUUAGAUAAAUUAUGCUGGCAUAAUUUCGAGCAUAAUACUAUGGUGCCAGCAUCGAGCAUAAUGCCGUCAUAAUAGUCAUGUUUAGGAACAUAAAUGUUGAUAUAAUUAUCCUGCUUAUAAAAAAACAUCAAAGUAAUGUGUUUACAAAAUGUCCUGUCAAUUGCGGCCUUUGUGGCUGCUUUUUGCACUUAUUUGGCUUUUUUGAAGGCUUGGUUUUCUUUUUGAAAGCCUAGGCCCGGUUGCAUAAAACGCCCGUAACAACUACGGGUAUACGUACGUGCACUCGCAACUUAAGUGAGUUGCAUUAAAUCACUUAAGUGGUCCACUUAGGGAAUUCAAUUUAGUGGUUGUAUAUAAUUACGAUUUUCGUAAGUGUUCACUUAAGUGUCGGUUAUGCAACAGAAAUUGCGGGUGUUGCAUAAAACCUUUUUUCAGGGGAAAAAUAGCACGUAAAUUUACGGGACCUAUGUAGGUCCCGUAUCGUUACUGUUUUUACUAAAGCUAACGAGAUCUUUUUCUGAGAAGUGAAAAAAAGUAAUUUUUCUUCACGUAAUUCUUUCUAAUGCGCUUUGUUAACCUCUGAUGUACACUUUAAAGCCGACGUUGUGAAAAAAGAAGAAGAAUCAUCAUUUUCAGUAGACAUUGAAGAAAAAUAACGAUUGCAUGCAAAUUUCAUUUUUUUAAGGCUUAAAAGUGUUCGAAACGAAUUAAAACUUUCUUUACACUCACCGAUGGUUAGCUUAAAAAAAAGAGUGAGUCAUUAAUAAAGUACUACAUCAAAGUUACGUGUGCCUCUAAGUGAACCCGUAAGUUACCACGUAAAAGAGUAACUUACCAGAGUGCUAAGUGCGUUUCAUGCAACACCCGUAAGUGUACCCACAACGGAUUCGUAAGUGACCUACUUAAGUGGGCACUUAAGUGUAGGUUUUAUGCAACCGGGCCCUGGCUACUUACUUUAUGCCUGGCUCCCCAAGCUUGUAAGUUUGAGAGUGCAACAUGGCUUCCAGGUCUUCCAGUUCUGAGUCACGUCCCUUGAACUCUGAGCCAAGGAGACCCAGAAACCGUGACAAAAAUGCUUUCAGCCGAUUACAAAUUCGAAGUUCGCAGCUUUCCGACCUAGCGCGUAGCUGUGUGGUUACGACAAACAAAAGCAAGAGCAAAGAAAGCUGGGGGCCAGGUAAAGCGACCCAAAAGCCAACCACUGUUGUGAAGAAUGUGUCAAUCGAGUCAAGGAUGAGAGAAUAUAAAGAUGUCGAGCCAUUUGCAAAUCGAGUGGCAAAAUGUUCUGCAGAGAAGAGCUGGCAUUAAAAGCCAACAUUAUCUAUGGACACAUUUAUUCAUGGAAGCAUAAGGCAGGAAAGGAGAUGCUGGCCUAGGUAAAGAAGGGGGAAAUUUCAAUAGUGGAGGCCAUGAAGAAGAGUGUUGUUGUUAUUUAAAAGAAGAAAAUAAUAUGUUAGCCCCUAUUUUGUCCUUUUUUUUGGCGCAAAUUUCACGUAGCAUCUUUGAGCAUAAUGCUAGGGCCGAGCAUAAUUUCGAGCAUAAUGCUAUGAUUUUACGAGUGACGCUCAAAAGCAUAAUGUUCAAAUUUUCGAGCAUGAUUUAUAUAACCCUACCAGGGUCUGGAAGGGUAUUUUCGGGAACCGGGAUUUGACCAAAAUACGAUGCGGGAUUUGGGAAAACGCAAAUUAUAUCUUGACAGGAAAUGGGAUUUGACUGCUACCCGUUAAGCGGGAUUCAUCAAAACUUGGGCACGGGAUGCGGGAUUUUUUGCCUGUCUGUUGCGAAUUCGGGAAGUCGUACUAACGGCAAAUGCGAAUCAAGCAGGUGUGCGCUCAAUGGUGUCUCCUAUCAGAGCAAACUAUAGAGUUAUCUUGGUAAUGAUUAUCUCAAUGAAACUGUCAAGUAAUCAACAGACAAGCGGACAGAAGACUUCCUCUUUCAACCUGAUGUCAGAAAAGUACCAGGUAUAAACGGUGCUAUCUGACCACUUUUAAAUAACUUGGUGCAUGCAUGUCUUUAAUAAAUCCUCCUCCCUCCCUCUUCCUUUCUUCCUCCUUUUCCCCACUUUCAUCGAAAUUACUGGGAACAAAGAACCAAAUUCGGCGAAUCUCGGUUCCCUUCUUUUGCACAGUACUGUACCAUGUUAGAAGUACUGGGAACUGUUUUUCUCUUCCUCUCAGACGUCAUGUGCACAAAUUCAGCAAAUAUUCCCGGAUGCUAAAUCUGGCUACUACUGGGUCUACAUUAAGGGCAAGAAGGCACAAGUAUACUGCGACAUGGACAAUUAUGGUAUGAACGCGUUGUAUUUAUCAUGUAUCAGUCUCGUCUUUGUUGCUGGCUUAAGUUACUAAUCUAUCAAGCUGCACCCCUUGAAUUUAUUAGCUACAUGGUUCAGGCAACAGUAAAUGAUGAAAACGCUUAAAUUUAAUCUGUUUCAAGGUAUGGGAGAUGAGUAACCCCCUCUAUUUAUGCCGCAGGAUUGAUCCACACACUAACAAGUUACCGUAAACAGGGGGUAUACACAGUACCACAGGACACUACUUCUCAGUGGCUAACUCUGAGUUAAUGGUCACAAUUGGCAUUUCAUCCACAGUCUCAAAAUUAUCGUACACAGCUUGGAAUAAUCUCCAAAGCAGUGAUAUCAUCGACACAUGUAGUAGUAGGUGCCAAUCGGACAGGAGUUUGUUCGUCAUGACUGUGAAAAGGAUUACGCUAAACUGCUUAAUAGAUCAAGUUUCGUUUGCUAAUGAAAGAAUGUUCUCGUAAGUACAGUGAUUGUUAUUUACGUCAUAAACCAAUAAUUAGCAAUUAUUGAAGGAAGAUGAGUAUGAUUAUAGAGUUCAAUGAAGGUGUUAUCACAUGAUAAUAUCUUUAUUUAAAGAUGUUUUCAAACUUCUAAAACUCUCCGAGGUCUGCAUAAUUCUUCAGGGUGGUACGAAAGCCGAAUGGCUAAAGCCCCGCGCAAACGGACGCAACAUUGUUGGCAAACAACUCCCAACAUUGUUGGGAAUUGUUGCGUUCGUUUGCACUUAGCUAAAAGUUUGACCGGUUUCAAACUUAGAGCAACAACUCCCAACAACAUGCAACAACAUGCAAUUACAGAGAGUGCAAACUGACGCAACAUGUAACAUCCAGUAAUGUUGGAAGUUGUUGGUCAACAAUGUUGCAUCCGUUUGCACGUUCAUCCAAUAAUGUUUUAUUAUUCAUUCAAAAUCACUCCUAGUUUUAAAACAAGCUAAAACACUGUGUCUCGAUUGAUUUUAAGUUCCCGUUUUUAUGUACAUGUUUAUUUCUUGGCUUAAAUUCAGGAGAUUUAGUUCUGCAUAUAUUCUCUAUGUUUUUGGGAAAGUGACUAGUUAGGCCAUUCUUCUGGGCAAAACGUGACUGUAAAAUGUUCCGCUAUAUUGUAUUGCUCUACUAAAACAACGCAAUGUCUCCAGGGUUUCUCGGUUACCGUCCAUUUUGUGGCAUUUAUGCUGUAUUAUCGACGUUAUUUUCCACAUACCGCAAAAUUUUCAAAAUUUGGUCAUCGCUAGCUUGUUAUGAAGAAUUAGCCUGGGGAUUUGAGCCAAUCAGAAACGGAGAAAUAUUUUGAAUGAACAAUAUAACAUAUAUAGUGACUAUUACAUAAGGUACAUAGAAAAACAAGCAACAAAUAUUGCUGUUUUUCACUAGUUGGAUAAAUUUCUUUUCAGGAAUCCUUUUUCAGUUGGGAAUGUCUGGCGUGUUCGCUAAACCAACCAUAAACCACGCUCAUUUUUAAUUUGAGUCUGUUUGCUAAACCAAUCAAAUCCUUAUAUUCUUCUCUAUUCGUUGUUGACGUCUUAAUUGACUUAAUUUUGUUCAUGUGCAAUCAUUUCAAGUUCAAAAGAAAAUCGCUCUUGCCCCCAACCCAGAAACCCGCAAAAUGUAACAUCUAGAUCACGGCAAAUUAGAGGGACUCUUCCGGGAUCUUUUUUAAUCACUUGAACUAUUAGGUGGAGGAUGGACGCUUGUUGCAAGCAUCAGUUCUUCCAGCAAUGACCAUCUUUUGAGAGCAGAAGUCAACUGCUUCAAUUCAACACGUUGCGUUGAGUUCAUCAACACUUCAACUCCAUGCAGGAAAUUAUCGGAUGAGGACAUCCACGAGAUUGCAACACACGAAGGUAUAAGGAAUAGGAACUAG